AUGACUGCCAACGCAACCAUCACCCGCGACACUUUGCAUUCAUAUUCGCCCGCUAGAGGUGUAGGCGUGAUUGAACGCAUCAAAGCCGAACAUGAAGCCCAGCAGUUCCCGAGUCAAUUGAUUCCAGAAUAUGAUCAGCGUAUCCAUCCUGCCCGCAUCACGGGGUAUGGCGAUGGAAACAGGACAGAAUAUGUCCAAAUUCCUGGCUACCCUGGUCACUGCUACCCAAGCCAGCUUCCUAUUUCCCCCCCUCUUUCGCGAGAAGGGACAAGAGCAGACACAAAACACAAUCUGGUGGCCCCGUCGCAGUAUAAGUCGGAGGUGUCACCCUUGGACUAUCCCCACGUGAGUGGUGGUGUUAUGCCAUCCGAGGGGCCAGACGAUGAUGCCCUUGAGGAAGAAAUUAGCGAACCUCCAAGGAAAAAGCGAAAAACGCAAAAAAACAAAAAGCCAGCAAAGCUACCCGAACAUUUGUCCCAUUUCAAGUCAGCACUUUCUCGGAUUGCAGCAGCUGGAGGCUAUGGCCAAGCUUUGCUUGACGAGGCUGCAAGACACGUCGCCCGCCCAACCCAGGUACGACUCAAGGAAGAGUUGAAUCCUGAUGGAAGACCCAAGCGCACUUUGAAUUGUUUUUUUCUUUACCGCAAAAUAUAUCACCCUCUUGCCCUUUUCCUUCUACAUGGGAAUGAGCAGGAGGCUCUUGCCCUUCUAAAUGACCGGGAGGCCCUUGCCCGUCAAAAGAAGAACGAGCAGGAGGCUUCCACACUUUGUGGAAUAUCUUGGCAUCGUGAGUCGGUGGAAUUUCAGGAACAUUUCAGGGUACUGGCCAAAAGAGAUUCAGCCAACAACCUCAAAGCUUUCCCCGACUAUAAAUACGCACCCUCUAAAGGCGGUAAAAAGGACGACAAACCCGCCAAAGGCCGUGCUUCUACCAAAACAGGUCGGGUGACGCGCAGCAGGAAACCCGCAUCCAAGACCAAGAAACUUCACCACCUCAGCGAAGAGAUGCUCCAGCGGGCCAUCGACGAGCAACAGCAGCAUCUCCCAGCCGAAGCCGUGCACCAUCAGCCUUACUGGACCACUGUCGCUGUUCAGACUUAUUCCGCCCCAUGUGAUGGGGCGCAUGUCGUUUAUCCUGACCCUGAUCAAUAUCAGAGACACUACAUAGCAACAUAUGGCGACGUCUAUUCACAGAGCAGGAUCUCACCCCCGGUUGUUGUUCAUGCUCUAUAUGAGGACAUAGAGAACCCUGAUGUGAACUAUAAUGAGGGUUUCAUCGAUCCAGCACUUCUUCUGGAUCAGUCCGGCAUGCACAACUCAACCAGCUGCUCAGUUGCGAUUCAACAACGGUCGCAGCCGGCUCCCAUCGAAAGAUCACGCGCGGAGACAGGCAUAUCCAGCUGGGAUGGUGAUGCAUCUGCACCGUAUCUCAGUGGGGGUUGGGAGGUCGUGCAACUGGAUGGACGUGAGUCCAGUUUCUUUGGGGAUGCUUUGAUGGCCCAGGCCCAGGAGGUGUAG
Trichoderma breve is the source of this 1518-nucleotide messenger RNA. RefSeq lists its product as uncharacterized. The transcript has 3 exons. The record is from RefSeq and is a predicted model, not a curated record. Lineage: Eukaryota; Fungi; Ascomycota; Sordariomycetes; Hypocreales; Hypocreaceae. The coding region runs from base 1 to 1518 and encodes 505 amino acids.